UACAGAUAGAGAAACGGAGAUGGAAGAAAGAAGUGUAAGCAAAACCUGUAAUUAUCUGUACCUGAGGGGACCUAAUGGACGCUCACACCUGUUCACCUGUCCUAUUAACCUAACUUAUUCUAUCCACUUGUCCUAUUUAAUCCACUUGUAUCAUUUUCUUGACCUAUGCACCUGUUCUAUCCUUCUGUUCUGUUCUGUUCACCUGUCCUAUCCACCUGUCCUGUCCACCUGUUCCACCCACCUGUGCUAUUCUGUUCACCUGUCCACUCAUUCACCUUUAUGAGUAGCGGGGCCUCUUCUUCGGUGGCUCCUCAUCAUCAUCUUCUGAGCGCACUAUGAUGACGCUGUCCUCUUCCCUACACAGCCUCAGGUUCAGGCUAAAGGGGAUUGAGAACAGUUUUAAAGGAGUCGAGUCUGAGGUUAAGUGAAUCGAGUCAGAGUCAAAGGACACCGAAUCUGAAUUUAAGGGAGUCGAGUUUGCGUUUAAGGGGGACGAGUCCGAGUUAGAGGGAAUCGAAUCCGAAUUUUGAGGAAUCGAAUCCGAAUUUUGGGGAACUGAAUCCGAAGUUAAAGGAAUCGAGUCUUCAUGUGAGGGAGUCCGAUCGCCCAUCACGCCGCUGGACGAGGAAAGGAGACUGAUCCACCAGGCCACUCCAUUGGGCGGCCACUUCACUGCGUUACUCCACUGCCCCACCAGCGCCUGCACGCCCUCGGAGGAGACGUACCAGACCCGCGUAGGUCGCCAUUCGGCCCAGUCGUCCCGCCUCUGGAAGAAGACCAUAUACCCCUCAUCCUCUGGCCUCAUGGGCCACGUCGGGGGAGAGAUGGUCGUGGAAGAGGACGAGGGCGGUGAGGUACUCGGGUCCUCAGAGAAAGAAGUGGACCUGGUUCUCUUUGGCAUGUUGGUUUUCAAAGGACUCGUCAAAGUGUUGUUCUGAAGACAAAGAUGGCAGUGAGGGGGGGCAGCACAGUGUUCAUUGAUGCCUCGGCACUUGGGGAGCUGACGAGCCAGCUGACGUCCCAAGACCUAGAGAGUCUUGUGGGCAACAUCCAGCCGGCAGACUUGAAGGCUCUGCAGGAGGCAACUGAGGGUCAUGUGGUGGACACUCCUGGAGUGCUCAUCUCUGAUGGGGUGACAGUGGGCAACAUUGUGGAGGUGGAGGGUGUAGAGAGCGGAGUGCUGGAAGAGUCUCAGCAGCUGGACUCCCAUGCUCACCACCAGCCAAUGGAAGUGAACACCCUCACUGACCAUGACCAGGUCAUUGGUGAAAUGGACAUGCUGCAACAGGGUGGUGAGCUGAUUGGCAUGGCAGGAGAGGAGAUGUCCACAGGCGGUGAGGCUGCCACCACCUCGGCUCUGCUGGCUUCUGUGUCUUCGGGUGACUCCUCUUCCUCCCAGAUAGUUUCAGAGACGCCACAGCUCAUAAAGAGCAGCUUGGGCCAGUUUGUAGUUCUGCAGCAGAACCAGCAGAAUAACAUCUCUAUUGGUUCCAUGGCCAACCGAAUCAUCACAUCGGGCGGCCAGGUGGUGAGCACAGUGUCGGGCCCUAGCAGCAGCAACAACAGCAAGCCGGUGGUGGUGAACACAUCUCAGCUCAGUGGGGGAGUGAGGCAGCAGAUGGUGGUCACCUCGCAGGCCCACCCAGUGCGGACGGUGCAGUUCAAGCAGUCAUCGCAGACCCAGUCACACAACAGCAGCGGUACGGUGACCAAGGUGAUCAUCGGCAGUCAGGCUGGCGGGGGCAUGAGCAACAUUGGGAGCCAGCAGGUGCGCCUCAUCACCAGCCAGAGUGGUAAUACUGCAGCCUCCCCUGCCAAGCUGACCUUGCAGCAGGCACAGCAUGUGGGCUUCUUGCCAUCCUCCAAGCCACAGGGCCAAUCUCCAAACAAAAUUGUUGUGCAGCGGGUGAGUAUGGGUGGAGUGUCCCCUGUGAAGAGUCCCAAUAAGUUGGUCCCUGUGUCCUCCAAGUCACCCACCAAAAUUGCCCCAGCCCCUCCUUCCACACAGCAGAUUUUAACUCAAGUGAGCAGUGGUGGAGCUGUGAGGAACAUUCUUUCAAGUCCUCAGAAGAUUGUCAUAAAGAGCAAUAUUCCUCAACCUGGACAGGGGACAGUGAGCACCGUCCGGAGUGGCCAGAUUGUCACUUCUGGGGGACAGCAGGUCAUCAAGAUUCCAGCCAAUCAAGUGCAGCAACUGACAGCACAGCAGCAAAAUGUGCAAGUUCUCUCCAAUAAGGGGAACAAGCAGCGGGUGAUCAUCCCAGUGUCCGGCUCAGGCUCGUCCAAUGUGUCAGGUGGGAUGCCUCAGACCAACCUGACCCUCCCAGCCUCUGCCCUGCCCCCAGGAGUCCUUUCCAACACCCAGCCAGGUUCAGUGGUUAUGAUCCCAGCUCACUACAUGUCACAGCUUCAGUCAAACACUACAAGCAACAGCACAAUUCAAGCAUCAAACCAGAUUCCUCCAGGAACCAUCAUCCCACACACCACAAAGCCACAGCCUUCUCGCACAAUCAUUGAUGCAAAUGGGAUCAGACCAAGAAAACCUUGCAACUGUAAAAAGAGCCAGUGUCUUAAAUUAUACUGUGAUUGCUUUGCAAAUGGAGAAUUUUGCAACAACUGUAAUUGUGCAAACUGUUUCAACAAUUUAAAUCAUGAGGAGGAUAGACAGAAAGCAAUCAAAGGCAUGUUUGGAUAGAAAUCCCCAAGCUUUCCGGCCAAAGAUUGGCAAAGGUGGAAGCGAUAAUGAAAGGAGACACAACAAAGGCUGCAACUGUAAGCGGUCUGGGUGCCUGAAGAACUACUGUGAAUGUUAUGAGGCCAAGAUCCCAUGCUCCAACAUGUGCAAGUGUGUGGCUGCUGCAAGAAUGUGGACAUGACACCAGCACUGGAGAGGAAGGGACUGAUGCAGCUGGCCAAAUGUGCUGAAGCACGGGUCAAUCAGCAGAAGGCCGUUAA
This is a messenger RNA of Scylla paramamosain (green mud crab), 2955 nucleotides long. Its product is annotated as protein lin-54 homolog. The transcript is spliced from 13 exons. Lineage: Eukaryota; Metazoa; Arthropoda; Malacostraca; Decapoda; Portunidae. The record is from RefSeq and is a predicted model, not a curated record. The coding region runs from base 947 to 2695 and encodes 582 amino acids. Gene Ontology annotation, biological process: regulation of DNA-templated transcription. Gene Ontology annotation, cellular component: nucleus.